Messenger RNA from Nematolebias whitei (Rio pearlfish), 1035 nucleotides. RefSeq names its product small integral membrane protein 32-like. NCBI's taxonomy places the organism in Eukaryota, Metazoa, Chordata, Actinopteri, Cyprinodontiformes, Rivulidae. The coding region runs from base 116 to 460 and encodes 114 amino acids. The transcript has a single exon. The record is from RefSeq and is a predicted model, not a curated record.
UUUAUGACUUCUUAGAGCCAUGCUCCUGCCUCAGACAUAAGCUGCGCGCAGCCUGACAGCUUCGCAACUCUCUCCCCCCUGUGUGCGUGUUGGGCUCUGCAGCCGACCCGUCGCCAUGCUGAGGCAGAUCCUCCUCAACUCCACCGACGCGCCGGACUUCGACCUGGUGCUCAUGGCUCAGUCCGCCGCCGCCACGCACGCCCCCGCCUCCCUGAACGCGUCCAACGGCGGCUCGGUGAGCGUGGCCGCGCUGCUGAGGCCCACCGCGGGGAGAGGCGGCGGGGGGCUGCGGGAGGGCGAGCUCCACAAACCGGACCUGAUCACCUACAUCGUCAUGUGCCUGCUGCUCUUCCUCCUGGUGCUGCUCAUUGUGUUCUUCAUCAACUGCCAGCUCCGGAACUCCUUUUUCGCCUCCAUGCCAUAUGACAGGUCACUGAGAGAGGCCCGGACCUACAAGUAGACCCCCCCCCACCACCACCAUCACCACAACAAUUUUUCUUUCCCUUCUUUAUUAAGGACAAACCCCUAGAAUUGUGGGUGAGAGCUCAAGGAACAUGCAGCUGGAUAUGAUCUGGAACCUAAUCAGUGAAGGACUUGAUGAUGUGACACAUCCAUCAGUGGACUGUGGCAGCGGGAGAGAUAAACUCUGAGUGAAUUGGUGACUCACAGGCCGGAGCUUUUCUGCUAUAUUUAGUGUCAAAGAACAGCAGGAACGUGAAACGAUCUAUCGUCUGUUAUGAUCCACAUGUGUUCUCUCUGCAAAGCUGAAACAAAUGUAUUCCCAUCAUUCCAGUAAAGCGUCCCAGUACAAUUCUGACCUGGUGCCUGCCUGGGCCAGUUUCUCCUUCAUGAAUCAUGACUCACAACGAUGUGCUAAGGAUCUGUGUAAAAGAACAACAUUACUGUAGAGCUGUAACCUGAAUGUUGUCUUGUGAAUCAAUUAGGCAACACUUUCUAACCUUCUAGAAAUGACAGAUUGUGAGGAGCCUACUGAAAUGUCCUGUCUUUUCAGUUGUGCGCCUGUAAAUGAAAAAA